Messenger RNA from Hibiscus syriacus, 1841 nucleotides. Its product is annotated as beta-glucosidase 42-like. Gene Ontology annotation, molecular function: beta-glucosidase activity. Gene Ontology annotation, biological process: cellulose catabolic process. The record is from RefSeq and is a predicted model, not a curated record. Lineage: Eukaryota; Viridiplantae; Streptophyta; Magnoliopsida; Malvales; Malvaceae.
UAGAUUAGAAGCACCAGUGCAUAAAAUAUACAAGAAGCGAUUCCCUUUACCUUCUCAUUUCUCUGUUUGAGAUUUCAGAUCAUAGGGGAGGAAAAAAAGGGGAGAAAAUGUCGAAGAAGGAUCUGUUCAAAGAACAUGUGGAAGAAGAAGAAGUGUGCAGAGCUGACUUCCCUCCUAACUUCGUGUUUGGGGUUGCCACUUCUUCAUAUCAGAUUGAAGGAGCCUGCAAUGAGGGUGGCAGGGGUCCUAGCAUAUGGGAUUCUUUUUCACACACAGAAGGAAAAAUUAUUGAUGGAAGCAAUGGUGAUGUGGCAGUUGAUCAUUAUCAUCGAUACAAGGAAGAUGUUGACCUUAUACACAAGUUCGGAUUUGAUGCUUAUAGGUUCUCCAUAUCAUGGUCUCGAAUCUUUCCAGAUGGACUGGGAACCGAAGUAAACAAAGAAGGAAUUGCCUUCUACAACAAUCUCAUUAAUGCUCUUAUUGAAAAGGGCAUUCAGCCUUUUGUAACUUUGUACCAUUGGGAUCUCCCUUUGCAUCUCCAGGAAUCAAUUGGAGGGUGGUUAGAUAAGCAAAUUGUAAAUUACUUUGCCACCUAUGCAGAUACUUGCUUUGCACACUUCGGUGACAGAGUAAAGAAUUGGAUCACUAUAAAUGAACCCCUCCAAACUGCAGUGAAUGGGUAUGAUGCUGGGAUUUUUGCUCCUGGAAGAUGUGAAAGUUCUUCAGAAGAACCAUAUUUGGCUGCACAUCAUCAGAUCUUGGCCCAUGCAACAGCUGUUUCAAUAUACAGAAGCAAGUACAAGGAUAAGCAAGGGGGACAAAUUGGGUUGGUGUUGGAUUGUGAAUGGGCAGAGGCUAAUUCUGAUAAAAUUGAAGAUAAAUCUGCCGCUGCAAGGCGCCUUGAUUUUCAACUUGGAUGGUACUUGUGCCCAUUAUAUUAUGGAGACUAUCCAGCAGUUAUGCUUGAAAAAUUAGGAGAUAAACUUCCCAAGUUUUCACAGGAAGAAAAAGUAUUGCUCUUGAACUCAUUGGACUUUCUUGGUCUUAAUCAUUAUACAUCAAGGUUUAUUUGUCAUGCAACAAGUUGUUCUGAAGAAAGUUAUUUUUAUAAAGCACAAGAGAUGGAGAGAAUUGUUGAAUGGGAAGGGGGUGAGAAGAUUGGCGAAAAGGCAGCAUCGGAAUGGCUUUACAUUGUCCCUUGGGGCCUCCGUAAGAUGCUCAACUACAUAGCACGAACAUACAAUAAUCCCCCAAUAUAUAUCACCGAGAAUGGGAUGGAUGAGGAAGACAACAACAGUUUGCCACUCAAUGAGAUCCUUGAUGACAAAUUAAGAGUCCGCUACUUUAAGGGAUACCUUGCCGCAAUUUCUCGGGCAAUCAAAGAUGGAGUAGAUGUGAGGGGAUACUUUGCAUGGUCCUUAUUAGACAAUUUUGAGUGGGCUCAAGGAUAUACCAAGCGCUUUGGUUUGGUUUAUGUAGAUUACAAGAACAACCUCACUCGGCAUCCCAAAUCUUCAGCCUAUUGGUUUUCACGGUUCCUGAAAAGUGGGGAAAAGAAAAAUGCCAAGCAAGACUAAAUUGUCUGAUUCUGAAAAUACCAUCCAUACUGUUUAAUGGACCAAGAAGAAUAAUAAAGUUUGCUCAAGUGGUUGGUCAGAGUCCAAAGAACUGAAUUAAGACCGUCUCUGAUGCUCUUCUGGUUUCUUUAAACCUAAGAUAAUAUUAACUGUCUGGUAUGCUUUCUUUACUGCGGUUUUGUUUGAUAUGCCAUAUUAUCAUGUAGUACUUUUAUUUGGAACCCCUUUGAUGUGAAAUAAGCUGGUGUGGUAUUAGUGUUGUAU